This is a messenger RNA of Exophiala dermatitidis NIH/UT8656, 2472 nucleotides long. Its product is annotated as arsenic resistance protein ArsH. The record is from RefSeq and is a predicted model, not a curated record. Gene Ontology annotation, molecular function: oxidoreductase activity. Bases 231 to 1271 code for a protein of 346 amino acids. NCBI's taxonomy places the organism in Eukaryota, Fungi, Ascomycota, Eurotiomycetes, Chaetothyriales, Herpotrichiellaceae. The transcript has 2 exons.
GAAAGGUCCACCGGCAAAAACCUCACGGUCACCCGACAGGGGAGGGAGUGACAUAAGCAAUAGCCGAGGGCGCCGACGCUAAUCUCGUCAAUGGCGAAUCAUCGUCGCCGAGUGACAAAGCGAUCGCGACUGCCGAAAAUUGUUGAAAGACCAAUAAUACCCAGGCCUUCUUGAGCCACAGACAUUAAGGGAUCACUGCCCUUCGCUCGUGCAGUGCCCUCCAGCACCUUAUGAAACCGCCGAUUUGUAUCAAUCAUCUCGGUCACAUUCGUACCAUCAAUCAAUCGAGAUUCCCACCUCUCGCCUUCACAUCUAGCCCCCGCAAAAUGACGGUGGCCGCUGAACCCCGACAUCCUCCCGUCUGCGCCGAAGCGCAGGAUCUUCGGAUCCUUCCAAUCCCCUCCAAAUCUGACCUACCAUUGAAUGGCGAUCUAAACAAUACGUCGUCCAUGCGCGUGGUUCUAAAACCUGAACGUCAUCCUGAUUUUGCCUACCGAUCGCUUUCUAUCCCGGCAUCUAUGGAUGAGCCUACGAUCCGUUCGAGAUAUCGACCGUUCUUGCUCCCGGACAAUGUCCAACAGCAGGACUGGGUCAGCAAGCUGGAGCUCGCCACUGUGACUGAAUUGGCGUAUAACGACUUGAGAAUAACAGGCGAGAGGAUUAGAGUUUUGAUAUUGUACGGGAGUCUUCGUCGAAGGUCCUAUUCGAAACUUCUCGCCUUUGAAGUCGCCCGUAUACUUUGGCGGCUCGGCUGUGACGUGCGCGUCUAUAACCCGCAAGGUCUGCCUGUCAAAGAUGAUGACCAGCAUAGCCAUCCAAAGGUGCAAGAACUACGAGACCUCAGUCGCUGGAGCGAUGGACACUUCUGGGUGUCACCGGAGCAACAUGGUAAUCUUACAGCCGUCUUCAAGAACCAAAUUGACUGGAUCCCGUUAAGUACUGGAUCGGUGCGACCUACACAGGGACGCACCUUAGGAUUGGCAAUGGUCUCCGGGGGAUCACAAUCUUUCAACACGAUCAACAGCCUGCGUGUUCUAGGCAGAUGGAUGCGGAUGUUUACCAUCCCCAACCAGUCAUCAGUUCCGCAGGCCUACACCUUAUUUACAGGCGAGGACGCGGACGAAGGCGGGUCGAGAUUAAUGCCGGGAAGUAAUCGAGACCGACUGGUUGAUUGUGCUGAGGAAUUUGUGAAAUACACCGUUGUUAUGCGGCCGCACUUCGCCUUGUUCGGUGACCGCUUUAGUGAACGAGAGCCGCUGGCCAUGAACUAAUGAUAGACCAUGGAUCCUCUGCUGCUAAGAACUGCGAGCAUCUGACUCAUUCUAGUACAUAUACCUAUAUAGAAAGCAAUUGGAGUUGAAGCCAGCGGAUGUACUCAUAUGGGGUAUGGGACUGGCGCUGAAAUUAUCUACCACCUACAUCUCCGGCGGCAGGAAUUUAACAGCCUCCCCGGCCCAAUUAAAAUAGGCCAGUGACAUGGCUUCCGAUUUUGCCGGAUCAUCGAAACUCCCCACUCUGCCCGUUUCAGCAAUCGCCCGGCAAUAAAUCGGCGGGUGCUUCGGCACCACCUAGCAAGAGAUACCACCGAUGGGUCGUUCUCCAACCUCCACACUCUGGAGUCUGCGUGACAAGGCAGGAAGAAUACAAAUUCUCGCUCAUGUGCGCUUUAAGCCUGCAUUCAAAUAUUCCAUGUGACUAGUCUUCCCAGUUCCAACGACCGGCAAUCCAUCUCACAACAUAGACAAGUGAAAUCAAAACCGGCACCUCAAUUAGGGGACCGACGGUAGUGGCCAGAGCCUCGUCGCUGGUAGCUCCAAAGGUGGCCACCGCAACCGCGAUCGCCAGCUCGAAGUUGUUGCUGGCUGCAGUGAAGCUCUGAGUAGCUGCAAGUUUGUAUCCGAACCCGAGACGUUUUGUGAUCAACAGUGUCAAAAAGAAAAUGACCACAAAGUAUACAAUAAGAGGCGCAGCGACUCGCACAACUGAGACAAUUUGAUGGACUACUUGCCUUCCCUGGGAGGCGAAUAGGACGAGAAUCGUGUAGAGAAGCCCUAAAAGUGACCACGGAGCGAUCCACUUGAGGAAUUUCUGGUCGUACCAGGUAGCGUUGAUGCGCCUGAGGAUUAAGCGGGUCGCAACGGCAGCUCCAAGAGGUAUCCCAAGAAAGACCCCGACGCUUCGGGCGACUGUCGAGUACGCAACUUUGGAGUCUCCGCCGUGGCUUAUAACGUUGACGAAAAGAAUAGCCAGGGGUGCGUAGAGGACCAUCUGCAGGAUUGAAUUAAAGGCCACAAGAAUUGCGCAAUACUCCUCAUCCCCUCCGGCAAGACCUGUCCAAAUCAAGACCUUCGACGUAGUUUUGUUAGUGAAUACUUCAUUCAACAACAUAGAUGAGCGCGCUCACCAUGGCAAUGCAGCGUGCUAGACCCACAAAUAUGAGGCCGUUCCGAAGUUCAGGUCGAUCCGGCAGGA